AUGGGUUCUACACUAUCGGGAACUGACAGCCUAGCCUGUCCCUUCGUCAUCCCAUCCCCCGACAAGCCCCUCAGCGACAUCCUUCCCCGGUGGACCGAGUCGAACCUAUCUCAUCCAGCCAUUCUCUUUACUCCAAAGAAUGAGGACCACAUCGUCGCCGCCAUCCGCGUCGCCAAGCAGAAUGGCCUGAACGUGGUGCCUGCCGGUGGUCGCCACGGCGCCUUCGUUGCCAUUGACUCCAAGACUGCGUUGGUGGAGUUGAGGGAGUUCAAGGCCAUCGACUUGGACAAGGCCAACGGCACCGUCCGCGUGGGAGCGGGUGUUCUUACCGGGGAGCUGCUCAAGCUUCUCAUUGAGGAGGGCUACUACACGACGCUCCCCAACUCCAAUGCCGUGAGUAUCAUCGGCGGUAUUCUUGGAGGCGGCAACACGGCGCAAAACGGCCUGCACGGCUUCAUGGUCGACAAUGUUGUCUCAUUUCGAGUCAUUACGGCGGGUGGACAGACCGUCGAGGUUUCGGCCUCAUCCUCCGGCGAUGAGCUUGCGUUGUUCAACGCCUUGUGCGGCGUGGGCCAUGGGCUCGGCGUCGUCACUGCUGCCACGAUGAAAGUCUACCCCGUCUCCUCACUGCGCCUCACAGACAACAAAGUAUGGUCGCGACUCUUGAUGUUCCCUCCCCCCGCUCUCGACGCUGCCGUGGACGCAUUCUUGUCUUUCGAUCAAGUCGCCGGCCCACUCACGCUCACAAUUAUGUUCGUGCGCAGUCCGCCUGGCACCCCAGCCGCGGGCUCGCCAAUUAUCCUCAUCGCGGCGACAUACUACGGCCCUGCAGAGGAAGCUGAAAAAGCUGCUGCUAAGCUCUUUGACGAAGCAGUUGUGAGCAAGGCCUUCAAGGCAGACACGAUCAUGGUGCCGCUUCCUGGAAUUAACAACGGCAUGGAGCCCAACAACGCGCUCGGUGGCUUCAAGGCUAUGAAUUCGGCGCGCCUCAAGCAAUUGACGCCCGAGGCCAUCAAACAGAGCUUCGCCAAGUGGGUGGAGGUCACCACCGAUGCCCCCGACGCUGCCCGCACGGCAGUCUUGUUCAUCAAGUUCAGCCCAGACAAGAUGAUUGCGAAUGGAAACCUGCCGGAGCACAAGGGCAAGUACUUCGAGGGACGCGAUCGAGGCGCGACGGCCAUAGCACUGCCGUGGUGCGCUACGCCCGCAUCGAAGGACAAGCUGGACACCUUCGUGGACGAGUUCCUCGAUCGCGUGCGCAAGGUAGACACUGCUCCGCCGAGGACGUUUGCCAACACUAUGAGGUUCGGCGCGACCUUGGAUGAGCUGGUGUCGAAAGAAAGAGUGGCAGAGGUCAAGAAGAUCAAGGCCUCUUGGGACCCAGAGGAGGUGUUCUGGAACCCGUACUCGCAGCGCGCAAAGAGUUCUCUGUAG
Molecule: messenger RNA, 1434 nt
Organism: Purpureocillium lilacinum
Lineage: Eukaryota; Fungi; Ascomycota; Sordariomycetes; Hypocreales; Ophiocordycipitaceae
Molecular function (GO): FAD binding
Source: RefSeq, a predicted model, not a curated record